AUGAACCGUCAACAAAAGCGCAAAUUUGACGACUUUCUCAUUCAAAAUAGGUCAGGAACUCAGAAGACCGCCGAUGAGAUGAUCAAGGCCGCACUUGACGACCAACUAAGCGAACUUGCUGAGAAACGAGGAGAAGAUCUUUUCCGGGAGGAGCAGAAGAGUGCGGCAUUGGAGAAAGAACGUGAUGAAGCUCUCAACAGGGCAAAUCAAGCAGAGAAAGAAGUAUUAGAAUCCAAGGAUACGCUCGAGAAGGUCGACCUUAUGAAGAAACAUCUUGACAACAUACUGGCUAUCAAGGAGGCCAAGAUCGCAUCUCUCGAGUCGCAACUCGCCAACAUUAAUGCCCUAUUGAGAGAGGAUUCGCCCGUCGUCUGA
Messenger RNA from Fusarium coffeatum, 375 nucleotides. RefSeq lists its product as uncharacterized. The coding region runs from base 1 to 375 and encodes 124 amino acids. Lineage: Eukaryota; Fungi; Ascomycota; Sordariomycetes; Hypocreales; Nectriaceae. The record is from RefSeq and is a predicted model, not a curated record. The transcript has 2 exons.